UUCCUAGAUAGGUUCAAAAACACGGACCCCUGAAAACAUCAGGUGUUUUAGACAGAUGCGUGUACAUUCAUAUAUAGGUGACCUUUCCCAAUCCUCGUGUCCCAUAAACUCACACCAAGGUACACUCAUGUUGGUUCUACUGUGCCUCUCCCUUGCCUUCAGCGCAGUGCUGGGUGACUCCUGCACGGAGCACGUGCACGCUACUUUUGGCAAGGUCGGGAAGUGUAUCAAGAAGUCCUGCUGUGAAUACGCCACCUACAUUUCCUCCCUGUGUCCCGGGGAUGAUACAGCCUGCUGCUUCAAACGUGAUACAUGUGGAUCUCUGAGUGCCGGGUGCCCCCACAUCGUGUCCCGUGCGUCCUGGGGUGCCCGCUCCCCUCGCUCCACCAGCUACAUGCCGGGGCCGGCCAAGUAUGUGUUCAUCCACCACGGGGAGAGCGGCUCGUGUUCCACCCAGAGCGCAUGUUCCGCCAUUGUCCGGAGCUACCAGAACUACCACAUGGAUACACACGGGUGGAGUGAUAUCGGGUACAGUUUCCUCGUGGGUGAGGACGGCAAUGCAUACGAGGGGCGUGGCUGGGACAAGAUUGGGGCUCAUACCCAGGGCUAUAAUUCAGUCGGGCUUGGUUUCUGCAUGAUCGGUUCAUUUGACAACCACGUCCCCAACGCAGCGGCCCUCAACACCGUCAAGAACCUCAUCGCGUGUGGGGUGGGGAAGGGCAAGAUCAAGUCCACAUAUACGUUGAGAGGUCAUCGUGACAUGAACCAGACCUCCUGCCCGGGAACAGCAUUGUACAACCUCAUAAAGACCUGGCCCCACUACUGAACAAACGGACACUGUGGCAGUUGACA
Haliotis rufescens (red abalone) is the source of this 852-nucleotide messenger RNA. RefSeq names its product peptidoglycan-recognition protein SC2-like. Gene Ontology annotation, molecular function: zinc ion binding; N-acetylmuramoyl-L-alanine amidase activity. Gene Ontology annotation, biological process: peptidoglycan catabolic process. The transcript has 5 exons. Lineage: Eukaryota; Metazoa; Mollusca; Gastropoda; Lepetellida; Haliotidae. The record is from RefSeq and is a predicted model, not a curated record. Bases 56 to 826 code for a protein of 256 amino acids.